UGAAGCGUCGGCGGAAGCAUGGCGUACGCGUACAACUCGGGCGGCCGUGGACGGGCGCAGGUCAUGAUGGACGACGACGACGAAGACCUCUACGAAGGCUUCAACUACUCGAUCGACCUCGCGCCGCCGCAGACGGCGUCCAUGAACAUGCAAAUGAACAUGCAGCAGCAAGGCUACUUUGGCAUGAACAAGGGUCAGGCCGCCAACAUGAACCCACCGGGCACCGCAUUCCGCGCGCCGCCGUCGCAGAUGGGCCGCCAGUUGCCUACGGGACGACUGCAGACGGGACAACAAGGCGGCGGCGACGUGGCGCGGCCCAUGACGUCGGUCUCGGGCGCAGGCUACUCGUCCAAUCCCAAGACAGCCGCUGGCCAGCGCAUGUUUGAUCCGCUGGGCGAGGCGCGCAAGUCGCCAGCGCCGCCGCUCGCCGAGAAGGCCGAGAACUCGCCCAAAGAGACGGCGCGCGAGCUCGAGAAGGCAGUCAACACGUACAUUGAGCAGAGCGCCGAGGCGAGCGUCAAGCACGACUACGAAGAGGCACUGCGGCUGGCCAAAGAGGCAGGCAAGAAGGAGCGCAUGUUCACCAAGCACUGCGAGACACACGGGCUCACCGACAUGACCAACAUCGACUUGACGUACGCCGUGUUCUUCAACCUCGCCAACGCGUACCACCUCAACGGCAUGUGGAAAGAAGCCAUUCAGAGCUAUACACCGAUCGUCAAGAACAAGCAGUACCCCCAAGGCGGCCGGCUCCGCGUCAACAUGGGCAAUAUUUACUUUGAGCAGCAGCAGUACCCGACUGCAAUCCGCAUGUACCGCAUGGCACUCGACCAGAUUCCGAGCACGAGCAAGGAAAUUCGAUACAACAUCAAAAAGAACAUUGGCUCGGCGCAAAUCAAGCUUGGCCACUACCAAGACGCGGCAACGACGUUCGAGGACAUCAUGGAGGGCAACCCGGAAUUCCAGUCGGGCUUCAACCUCAUCAUUUGCUACUACGCGAUCGGCGAGCAUGAAAAGAUGCGCAAGGGCUUCCAGAACCUCAUUGGUAUUCCGAUGGAAGGUGUCGGCGACGAAGACCUCGAAGAAGACGAAGGCAAAGACGGCGAAUUGAAGUCGCCGUCGUCGGCGGUGCAUCUAAAGAAGGACGGCCUCAAGGCCGAGAUCCGCGCGCGCCAAAAGAAGGCGACCGAGUACAUCUUGAUUGCUGCGAAGCUGUGCGCGCCGGCGCUCGACAAGAAGGACUGGCUCGCGGGCUACAACUGGGUCAUUGACGCCAUGAAGCAAGACCACGAGCCAAUUGCAAGCGAAAUGGAAAUUUGCAAAGCGCUGCACUUUCUCAAAAACAAGGAUUUCGACAAGGCCAUCGAGGUGCUCAAGGCGUUCGAGAAGAAGGACCCUGCACUCAAAGCCAUGGCAGCCACCAACUUGAGUUUUCUCUACUUUGUCGAAGGUGACUACAACCAAGCCGACAAGUUUGCAUCGCUCGCCGUGCGCCACCAGCGCUACAACGCCAAGGCUUUGGUCAACAAAGGCAACUGCCUCUACGUUAAGAACGAGUGCGAGCGCGCCAAGGAGCUGUACCUUGAAGCCAUUGGCGUCGAAGCCGACUGCAUCGAAGCCAUCUUCAACCUCGGGCUCGUUAACAUCAAGAUUGGUGUGCUCAACGAAGCCCUCCAGGCGUUUGAGAAGCUCCAUAGCAUCGUGUCGACCAACACCGAGGUUAUCUAUCAAAUCGCCAAUCUCAACGAUAUGAUGGGCAACUACCGUCAAGCCGUCAAGUGGUUCAACAUUCUUCUCUCGUGCUUUGGCUCUUCCAAGUGCGUCGCGGACCCUGGCGUCUUGGCACGCCUCGGGCAGAUCCACAACAAGGACGACGACGAGACCCAGGCAUUCCACUUCCACCUCGAGUCGUACCGCCACUUUCCCGUCAACCUCGACGUUAUCUCAUGGCUCGGCGUCUGGUACGUCAAGAGCGAGCUGUACGAGAAGGCGAUCCAGUUUUUCGAACGCGCGUCUCAGAUCCAGCCGUCCGAGGUCAAGUGGCGACUCAUGGUCACGAGCUGUCAUCGCCGCAUGGGCGCGUACCAGAAAGCGCUCAUUUUGUACGAGCAAAUCCAUCACGACUACCCUGAGAAUCUCGAGUGCCUCCGAUACCUCGUCGCGAUCUGCAAGGACCUCGGGCAAAAGUACGACCACCACCAACAAGCGCUCGCCAAGCUCGAACGCGAAAAUGCCGCCAAGGUGAACGCGCAAACGAACGCAACCAACUCCAACAGCGGCAUGACGCGAGCCACCGAGGACCAGCGCGGGUCCAGCCGUGGAAGUGCCCGCAGCAGUUCGCGCCUGGAAGCCAACAACCAGCAACACGAUGGAAGCAUCUAUGGCCAGCAGCAGCACGAGUACCAGCACCAAUCGAGCAGCCACGACCUGUCGCCACCGGAGAACAACCGCAUGGCUGAGGCCGAGACCGAGUCCGAGUACGCUGUGCCCAAGCCCAUGUAUCGCAAUACAGAGAGCGCGGGAUCCAAGGCGACCAAAGGCGCCGACGACUCGGACGAGUGGGGCGACGCCGACGUGGGCAACCUCCUGAGCGACAAGGUGGGUUCGUAG
Saprolegnia parasitica CBS 223.65 is the source of this 2610-nucleotide messenger RNA. RefSeq lists its product as hypothetical. The record is from RefSeq and is a predicted model, not a curated record. Gene Ontology annotation, cellular component: non-motile cilium; ciliary basal body; centriole. Gene Ontology annotation, biological process: intraciliary transport; non-motile cilium assembly. Gene Ontology annotation, molecular function: kinesin binding. The coding region runs from base 19 to 2610 and encodes 863 amino acids. The transcript has 19 exons. NCBI's taxonomy places the organism in Eukaryota, Oomycota, Saprolegniomycetes, Saprolegniales, Saprolegniaceae.